CAGCUUCAGCAUUACUUCUAUACAAAUUAUUAUUUGUUGCACUCUGUUUUCUUUUCUGCGGUGCUUUUUCCAUUCAGUUGGGAAAUGAAGGUUGUGCUGUAAGAUCCACACCUAGUUCUCAAGUUACAGAGCAGUGACCACCCUGAGGACCAUUUACCAGCUAGUUAUAAGAAUGUGUGGAAAACUUAUGUUAGCGAUAAAGUUUGGAAUUGUACACAAUGUAAGUCAGCAAGUCUGUGCGAGAGAGAUUUACUGAAUGGAAUCAUUCAUGACGUUCAGGGAGAAGGUCAUUGCAAAUGAAACAGCCCAACCUCUAGCUUUCACAUUUAUACCAACUGUUCAAAGACUGCCAGUGCACAUUCAGGUCAUCAAUACCAUCAGAUCCUCACCUUGGCCUGAAAAGCAACAACAGCCAUCCUCGGUAAUGAAUGAGCCUUUGCAUAUCACUGAAGAGCUGCCCUCAGCAGGUGUUACAAUGGCAGAUACUGUUGAUAGAGGAAAUCCUAGGCAACAGUUGGAGAUAAGCCAAAGCAGGUCGAAUGAGGGAGGGGAUGUAUCUUCUCAAGAAGCUGGAUCGUCUGAAGGGAUUUUCAAAGCUGAACUUGUAUUCUUGGCAGAUUCGUGUGGAACUAAUGGUGAUCAUUUUUCAAGAGAAAAUGAAGCAGAAGUCAACCUUUCAGCAAAAAAAUUACCUUUGUCAAGCCUGUCUCCAAAUCGUUUUGUUGAUGACAAGAAUGGGAGUAUUCAGAAAGAACUAAUAGUGAAUGAAUCAAAGGCCUCUAUGUUACAAAACACUGAGCAGAAGGUGGACAGGAGUCUGCAAGAGCCACUUUUACAGUCAAGCACUUCCACUUGUACACCUGAUAACCUCAUUACUCAACCAUUAACCUGCACAACUGAGAAUGGAGAUUCUAUCCCAGCUAAUAUGCGACGUAUUUGCAGUUCAUCUUUGUUAAAUAAAUCUUUAUUCUGCUUUCCUAUCAACACAAAUUCAGAAAAGAAAUCUUCGAGUUUACCCAGAUCCACUUGCUUCACUUCCUCGGAGACAUCAUUCAUAUCUUCAAACUCUUUGCCCUCAGCCCUCAAUAGUAGCUCCCUUUCUCCAUUCAGAUCUUCCUUUAUGAAGUCUACAAUAGCUUCACCUUCCUAUCCCCCAUCCCCAUUUCACUCUCUGAGCUGUAGUGAUUUGCAGUCUUCUCCAACCUGGUCCUCCUCAUCUUUGCCUUCUUCACGGUCCACCAUGUGCUCUUCAACUCAUGUGCAGUCAUCACUUCAUUCUUCAAACCAGAAUACACACUCUUCCACUGCCCAGGGAAUUUCAUGCUAUUCACCCAGAAUUCAUAGCUGUUCCAGUCAAACUUCAACGCACAAGACUGCAGCAAAAUCCACUGUAUUACCUUCUCCUCCAACUCAGUUGUCAUUAUUGACUUCCAUUCUAAGAUCUGGAAAGCGGCCCUUUGUGUCAUCUAACUCCUCAGAACAAUCAAAACCAGUUUCUUCAGCAACAUCCCUGAGCACCAUUGGUUCACAAUCGCCUAAUAAAUCUCUAAAUAAAUCUCCAAUUUCGACUACUGUACAAGCAUCACCUUCCUGUCAAAAAACCAAAACCGUUUCCCCCACACCACUGAAGCCUAUGUCAUAUUCUUCUGGAAUACUUGCAGGGUUUUCUUCAAUCUCAUCAAGAUCCUUAACCACUCCUUUGUCCCCAGAGCCUGGAAGAAAGACUCUUCAUUGCUCAUUUACAUCUUUAUCUGAAAAACUUGGAAACGUUUCCACAGAUUCAGCAGAAACGUCACCCUGUCUCUCAUCCGUAAAACAUUAUGCUAAUUACUCGAGGCUAAGCAACUCUGCACCCACAAUGAUAUUUUCUGAUGCUGCAAAGCCCUGUAUAUUACCCCAUUGUCCUUCCCAAAGACAUGGUUUACUUUCUCCCAGCACAGGACAAUUUUCUUCACAUUGUUCUUCACCAAUCAGUUCUUUCUCCCCAGCACAAGAGUUGGAACCUCUUUUAUCAGAUUUAAUUUUACCCUCUGAAAGAUCCAGUCAAAUUUCCCCCUCGCCUCAUUAUUCCAGCUUGAAUUACUGUCCUGGAAAGUUUGAUACUGUCUCUCUUCCUCCAAAAGUUUAUUCUUUUUCUCCUUCUGCAAGACCCUGCAAUAUUUCUUCCAUAUCAGAACAGCCUGUUCCAUCUUCCAUAACUCACAUGUCUUCAUCAUCUGUUCCUGUUAAUUCUUCAUCACAAUCUGGUUCCUUCACUCCUCCUCCAUUGAAUAUUAGUUCUCUUUUGUCUACACCAAGGUCAACCACUGUGUCUCCUGCCCAAAAUCAAAUAGUCCCUUGCUCUCCAUCAUUAGGACUGAGCUCCCAUUCCCCUAUUCCAAUUUAUUCUUUCUCGCUAAGACUGGCUAGCCCAGGACAGUUAUCUUUUCACCUUUCCCCUCUCUCUAGAUACAAUGCUAAUGUUAUCAAUCCAACUCAUCCUACAGCACAUUUCUCUAAGCCAGGGCUUGAAAUAACAACGUCAUCUGGUUCUGUUCAAUCCCUUCCUCCAUCAUCACAUUUCUCAAGGUCUGAUACACCGUCUCCAGCACAAUCUUUACCCUGUUCUACCGAGACUGAGACAAAGAAACCACAAAAGUACAAGAUCAAGUCAAGUUAUAAGGCUUUUGCAGCAAUACCAACAAACACACUGCUUUUGGAGCAGAAGGCCAUUGAUGAAGCAAUCAGUGACUCUGAGGAAUCUCCAGCAGCCAGCACAUUUGGGAAAACCCACUCACAGUUCCUACAUGAAUCAGAGAGUCUCAGGCAGCAGUCUGAGGAACUGUAUGCUACUAUUGAGCAAUUGCUUAAGGAUCCACUGCCAAUGCGCUCCUCAAGUUCUACUCCCAAAUCCUUGCAGAAGCUUCAAUACUCAGAAGCACACAAACCCAUUAAUCCUGUGCAAAAAUCAGCUGGGAGAGAAACCAAAUAUGCCAACCUCUAUCUGUCAGCAUCGGAGUCCAUGGAGAGUAGGCCUACGAGACCUGGUGUGAUUCGUCCAAUUACUAUUGUUCAGAAGGUGCCUGCAGUUUCAAAGAUGAAAGAGAACAAUCACAACCCAUUCAGAAAACACCCUGAAGAAUAUGGUGAUACUGAGUGGCUGUGCCCAUUAUCCACCAUCCUAACUUCUGUCUCAUAUCCCAGUUUGUGCUGCAAAACGUACCAGCCCAUGCCGUGCCCUCAAGACAUGUCCCAGUCAAUUCCACUGUCACUCUCACCUGUCACUUGUCUAACCUCUGGAUCACAAAUUCGCUUCUCUCCAAUUGCCCCAUGUAACUACUACAUGACCUCUAACCUCUCUCGCAGUUUCCACUCCCUGUACAUUAAGCCACGUCACUCAAUAACCACAAUCCAUGAAAAUGAAGCUCUGGGAAUCAAUGAGAUCAUUGAUGCAACGACAGAACUGAACAAGGAUCAGCAUCAAAGCCAUAGCAGUCAAAGGGGACUUGAGAGAUCAGUACUGCCAAACACUGACUACAACCAGGAAGCAUUGGUGAUCUCAGAAGAGAAGUAAGAGCAAGCUGUCAAUCAUGGGCAGAGCUGGUCCUUCACAGAUCAGAAGCAUGGACCCCAUCAGACAUGCAAUGCCCAGAUCAGUGCAGGUGGCAAAGGAGCUAGUGUCUCAUUAACUGGCUCAGGGAGAGAGUCCAGUGCCUGA
Molecule: messenger RNA, 3697 nt
Organism: Stegostoma tigrinum
Lineage: Eukaryota; Metazoa; Chordata; Chondrichthyes; Orectolobiformes; Stegostomatidae
Gene: mlip
Product: muscular LMNA-interacting protein
Exons: 16
Biological process (GO): negative regulation of transcription by RNA polymerase II
Cellular component (GO): sarcolemma; PML body; nuclear envelope
Molecular function (GO): lamin binding; transcription corepressor activity
Source: RefSeq, a predicted model, not a curated record